Messenger RNA from Corticium candelabrum, 2985 nucleotides. RefSeq names its product mutS protein homolog 4-like. The record is from RefSeq and is a predicted model, not a curated record. The transcript has 31 exons. Gene Ontology annotation, biological process: mismatch repair; reciprocal meiotic recombination. NCBI's taxonomy places the organism in Eukaryota, Metazoa, Porifera, Homoscleromorpha, Homosclerophorida, Plakinidae. Gene Ontology annotation, cellular component: nucleus. The coding region runs from base 1 to 2682 and encodes 893 amino acids. Gene Ontology annotation, molecular function: ATP-dependent DNA damage sensor activity; mismatched DNA binding; ATP binding.
AUGGAUACGCCUCUCUCCGACUCAUAUCUUUCAUUCCCUCGAAGUGUACCGCAAAAGUGUACUGUUUUCAAGGACAGCGGCAACGCAACCUCCGGCACUCCAGUAUUUCGCGGGAGAGAUGCGGUAGCUGCCGUUAGAAGGCAUACUAGGACGUUUGGUCGUAUGGAGUCGUCUUCUUCUGCCUGUACGCCACGAUUUAGUCAUCGGAAGGGUGCGUCUCGGUCUUCGUCCUGUAGUUAUCACCCUUUCACGACGCCCAGUUCGCAUGGUGAGUCAAGUGAGAGAACGUCAGGUCGUACACCGGGCAGCGUGUCGACACCGGCUGCUGUGAUACCGUCAGUAGUUGUAGCCAUCGUUGAAGGCAGAGGCUUGGCUAGAGGAGAAAUCGGCAUGGCUAGUAUUGAUAUGAAGCGACCAGAGUUGGUCUUAUCUCAGUUUUCUGACAGCCAGUCGUACGUCAAAGUCAUGACCAAACUUCAGAUUCUAAAUCCACUCGAGGUUAUUGUUCCAAGUACUGUGUGUGACAGCAGCAAAUCGCAGUUACUCACCGUACUAAGUGACCACUAUUCUGACGUCAGCGUUACUACCGUACAACGCAAGUACUUCAAUGAAACUAAGGGUCUGCAGUACAUCAAACAACUGUGCGUACCCGAAUACAACACAGUAGAAAUGGAAGUUUCAUCAAAGUACUACUGCUUGGCUGCUGGGGCGGCAUUGCUCAAGUACGUCGAGUUUAUUCAGAAUAUGGUUUACGCUGCUGCUUCUCUUAAGGUCGUAUUUCGGGGUAGCGAACAAACAACUAUGAUUGACACGACGACGGUCAAGAAUCUCGAGAUUCUGGUGAACAGCAGAGACUCGAAAAGUCCACAGUGUUUGUUUGGUGUGCUAAAUCACACGAAAACAGCUUUAGGAGCUCGUCUCUUACGUGCAAAUCUGCUGCAACCACCAUCCGAUGUGGAAACAAUUAGUCUGCGACUAGACUGCGUGGCCGAAUUAAUAGAAAAAGAAGACUUGUACUUUAGAAUCCAAGGCGUUCUGGUUCGCUUUCUUGACGUUGAGCGUGCUUUAGCCUCUUGCGUUCAGAUACCCAAGCAGGAGACGGUCAAAACAGCUGAACAUCGAAUCGCCAACGUAAUCGACCUCAAACAUACUCUGGAGCUUGUCGAGCCACUGAGAGAUGCGUUGCGUGACGGAGAAAACUCACUGUUGGUGGCAUAUGAGCAGUCUUUAGACGAUCCGCGCUACAAGUUGAUGAUCGAAGAAAUAGACACGGUUAUUCACGCGGAAACGUGCCAUCAGAAAGGCGCCUUGAACAAGAGAACACAAAAAUGCUUUGCCGUCAAGUCUCAAAUCAACGGUCUUCUGGACAUCGCACGUCGCACCUACACUGAACUUGUGGACGACAUUGCCACCCUUGUAAAACAGUUAGCCGAGCAGCAUCAGCUUCCACUUCGAGUGACGUACAACGCUUCACGAGGAUUCUUCAUUCAAAUGUCGACUAGCGGUGCCACCGCCGAUUCGCUUCCCAGCGUAUUUCUAAAGAUAGUCAAGAGUCGAUCAACUCUCAACUUUACAACAGAAGACUUGAUAAAACUGAAUGACCGUGUUGCUGCGUCUCUGACCGACAUAUACUUGAUAUCGAACACUGUCAUGUUGGAGGUGAUGUGUAAUCUGCGUGCACACAUCGGUUGCCUCUACAAACUGACGGAAUGUGUGGCGAUGCUCGACAUGCUCGUGUCGUUCGCACACGCCUGUACUCUUUCAAACUACAUUCGGCCCGAGUUUACGGACACGCUAGCGCUGAAACAGGCGAGACAUCCUAUUUUGGACAGAAUAUCGGACGCAAUGCCAGUGGCGAAUAACACGUACGCAUCAGGAGACUGCAAUUUUCAAAUCAUAACCGGUCCUAACAUGAGUGGGAAGUCUACUUACUUGAAGCAGGUCGUCUUGUGUCAGAUCAUGGCGCAGAUCGGCUCGUUUGUACCGGCCGAGUACGCUUCGUUUCGUCUCACGUCUCAAAUCUUUUCACGAAUCGGUAGCGACGACGACAUCGAAACGAACGCGUCGACGUUCUUGUUAGAGGAAAGAAGAUGCAAUGAUAUGAGAGAAGCCAACUACAUUGUUCAGAACGCGUCAAAUGAUUCGUUGAUUAUUGUCGAUGAGUUGGGACGAGGAACGAGCGCUGAUGAGGGUCUCGGGUUGUGCCACUCUAUAUGUGAAUAUCUGCUCAACUUAAAGGCCUUUACUUUCUUUGCCACUCAUUUCCUUGAAUUGACUAAUCUCGAUGCUCUCUACCCGAAUGUCGAAAACUAUCAUUUUGAAGUGCAGCGAUCAUUCAAUACUGAAGGAAACUGCGAGAACCUAGACUACACACACGUCAUGUCGAAAGGAAAAACCAACGAAAAACACUACGGAAUACGAUUGGCUGGAGUAUCAUCUAUGCCAAAAACUAUCAUUGAUGAAGCAAAAGAAAUGUCAGCUAGUAUCGCUGAGAACAGCAGGCUUUGUCAACAACAAAGUCCUGGUUCGAUGAGAGAACGAGCAGUCUUCAAACUUGCGAGUCGUCUCAUUCAGGCGGCGAGGAACUCGCGUCUGGACGAGGUAACGUUACGCUCUUACCUCGCCAAUCUAAAACGGCAGUACGAAAUCGACACAUCGGAAACGAGUCCACCCGAAGAAUAAAUAGCUAGGUAUCUAAUGAUUGUGUGAGAAUAAAUAGCUAAGUAUCUAAUGAUUGUGUGAGAAUAAAUAGCUAGUAUCUAAUAGUUGUGUAAGAAAAAAUUUGCAUGGAACAAAACGUUGACUAGAUGAUACUUGCCUUAUAACUAAAGGAACUUGAGGGUUAGAUUUAUGGAUUGCAGAAAUGUAGUGCUAAGUCUUUCUGAAACUUGUCGCUCUCAAUUUUUGCGACACCGGCGUUUGCCUUGUUGGUAUUAUAUACGGGGAUGCCGUAAUACGGGGAUGUGUUUAUACUGGGGAUAUCGC